GCUACAUUGCAUUUACAAACAAGACAAAAGCGGGCGAGUUUUCAGCAUUUGCAUGGAAAAGACAUCAUAGUGCAUAACUACGUCGUAUAUUAGCCUGUUUGUCAUAUUACAUUUACAAAGAAGACAAAAGGGGACGAGUUUUUAGCAGUGACGUUAAAAUUUCUUCGUAGCUCAUAACCUUUCGAAAACAAAACGAAUACCUCUACAGGGCUAAGCAUUUAGUGAGAAAUUUGGAUGAUGGGUGAAGUUAUCAUCAGCACCAGCAGUGAAGCAAAGGUUUCUUUUUUUCAAACUGCUUCAGUUUUAAGAAGUAACAAUAGAUAUUGUGAUGCAAUGGUGCGUGUGGGAAAGAAAUGGUACAGUGCCCAUAAACUUAUUCUAGUCUCCUACUCAAAAUAUUUUGCUGACUAUUUCCGCUUGUUGGUAACUAACGAUUGUGGUGUCGUUCUCUCAGAUAUAAGUGAAGAGAUGUUUAGCUAUGUGCUAGACUAUAUGUACGGUAAAGAGAUCCAUGUGCCAGUUAGUUGCUUGGGAGACUUGAUGAAAACGGCCAUAAAACUGGAGGUACAGGACUUGGUCCAUCAAUUUGAGACAGGGCAGUUUGGUAAGAGAGAGAUUGGUGGAACAGAACACAUUCUGAGUGCCAUGCCCACAGCAAACAAUGACAUAGGAUCUGAAUGUGGCACUGAUAUGAUGGAUGAUUCUAAUUCUUCUGACUCUGUAUUUCCUGUGAAUGGUUCAGAUCAUUUAAAAAAACAGCAUAUCAUACAAAACCAAAUGGCAUUCAGUAAUUCAUUAAACUGCGAUGAAAAAGAGGCAAUGGUAGAAAACAUGGAUGAUGGUAAAUUGCUUGCAACCGCGGUAAUAUGCAAGCGCUUAGAAGAGGUGGGUUGGCCCAGUGGCACUCAGAACAUGUCUGAAUUGACUCCGACAGAUUCUGGGAUUGGAAGUAAUUCUAAGAGCAACUUUUUCUGUGUAAGUUGCAAAUCUUCCUUUCCCAAUAUAAAAGAAAAAUGUCUUCACUUUUUAGCCCAAAAAUGCUCUGGGUCUUUGCUCAAAUCGACGCGAGUAAGUUUUAACCGGAGGUUAAGAAACAGAGGGAAAAGUCCAUUUUACACAACUACCUCACACCAUGUGUGCUACACUUGCUAUAAGGGUUUCAUCUCUAGGUCUUCAUUUGUAAGACAUAUUCAACUGAAUCACAACAAGAAAACAGCAAAGAAGUUUUCAAAGGGUCGGAUAGGUGAUAAAAAAACUUUGAAUGGCAAACAGACCUUAAAAAAUAUUCCGUUUCAGUUGAAGGUUCCCAUAUUUGAAGGAGAGGAUAGGAAUGUUAUAUCAACUGAAUUAACAAAAAUAUUUAAUAGGUGUGAACUUUGUGGUACACAGUUUGAGAAUGCAAAAGAACUUGUUGAACAUCAGGCAGAUAGUCAUGGACUGGGAAUAUUUCAAGAGACCUUCCAUUGCCCUGAUUGUUAUGAGAUGUUCACGAUCAAGGAAUUAUAUAGAUUGCAUCAACAAACAACCCAUGAAAAAAACCUCUACAUCUGCACAGAAGAGGGUUGUCAUGUGGCAUGCUCAACAAGCAGAGACAUUAUACUUCAUUUGAAAGAGGAGCACAAUACUGAUCCUCCAUUCAAGUGCUGCAUAUGUGGCCAUGCCGUUACAGUAAAACAGCAUCUCAAAAGGCACAUUUAUCUUCAUUAUGAUCAGCGCAAAAAAUAUUCUUGUGAAAUAUGUAAUAAAGUGUAUAGGACAGAGAAAGAGCAGUUACAACACAGGUACUCCAAGCAUGGUGUGAUUGAUGAAGAAAAAGCUCUACGUUGUACACAUGAUAACUGCUCCUACCUGACAUACCACUUGCCUAAUCUUGAGAGUCAUCUGAAGGCCAAACAUUUAAAUGAGAAGAAUUUUACUUGCUCACUGUGCAAUAGGAAGUACUCUUCUAGGGGGUCACUGACUGCCCAUAAGCUGGUUCAACAUGAAAUGCGUUAUGUAUGCAAUUGCCCACAUUGUGGCAAAAAGGCAAAAGAUAAAACUGCUUUGAAGUCUCAUCUGAAGAGAUGCAGAGGAGAAACCAUGUCAUUUUUGUGCACUCAUUGUGAAUAUUCUACUGAUUCCAGAAUCACAAUUGAAAGUCAUCAGUAUAAAAAACACGGUAUACUGCCAGUCAAAGGUAAAAUUUACAGUUGUGAUGUGUGCGACUACAAAUGUGUGACAAAUAGCGGAAUGAAACGGCACAAGCGUGCACAUAUCGAAGGAUAUGAUAUUGUAUGUGACAUCUGUGGAAAAAAAUUAAAGCAAGGCUCUCUGAAAACACACCUGAAGGUCCACAAAGAUACAUAUGAUUUUCAUUGCCCACAUUGCAGCUUUAAAACACGGCUGAAAAAUGCGUUUGUCGAGCAUGUCCGUUACCAGCACAAAGAAGUAGGGAAGAGGCCAUACAAGUGCAACUACUGUGAGCACAGGACUAAUUUGAAGUCAAAUUGUGUAAAGCACAUUAAAAAUAUCCAUAAAGGAAAAAAACCUGUAGUUAUUCACCUCAGUGGCAAUGACCUGUAAAGACUUCGCAAGUAUUGAAAUUGCUACUUGUUUCCAGCUUGUACUUGUUUCCCAGUGUGACCUAUAACAAAUAUAUUAUGAUUUGCAAGAAGGGCACUGUAGAUAAUUGGGGGGAAAAAGUUGAGGGAAAGUGUUUUAUUUUAUGAGCCAAUUUGAUAGAUAAGGUAUAUUGUAAAUAUAACUAGUUUCAUAACAUUGGUUUUUAUUAUAACUAAUUCAGAAUAAAAAUUAAAUUAUUAUGCAUAUGGAAAUAAUUCUUAGUCUUGUCAUUCGUACAGUAAACAAUUUAAGUGUAUGGCUAUUAAUUGGCAUAUUUGUAAAUUGGCUAAUUACAGUUCAAUGUCAUUCUUUAAAAGGGAUGAGACACUAAGAAAAUAUAAACAAUUUUUGUGGCAGUUAAGCUGUCAAAUGGAGUGAAAGAUGAUAAAAAUGUUGACCUAAUACAGAAAUGAAGAACCACUUAAUAUAUUUUUCUUUUAUUUUUU
Messenger RNA from Lingula anatina, 3047 nucleotides. RefSeq lists its product as uncharacterized. Gene Ontology annotation, biological process: regulation of transcription by RNA polymerase II. NCBI's taxonomy places the organism in Eukaryota, Metazoa, Brachiopoda, Lingulata, Lingulida, Lingulidae. The record is from RefSeq and is a predicted model, not a curated record. Gene Ontology annotation, molecular function: DNA-binding transcription factor activity, RNA polymerase II-specific; sequence-specific DNA binding; protein binding. Gene Ontology annotation, cellular component: nucleus.